AUGGCCUUUAACGGAGGUGGCUGGGGUGGUAAUACAGAAUCUGGAGGUGGAGCCACCGAUUUAAGAUUAAAUGUCGGAAGUUAUAGAUCAAGGUUUCUGAUUGCGGGGGGAGGCGGAGGCAGAAACGAUGACGAUGAAGGACCGUCAUGCGGUUGUGGAGGCGGAUUGAGUGGUGGAUUUAUAUCAAAUUAUGGAAUUGGUGGAAAUCAAACUCAUCCUGGAAUGGACCAGGAUGACUCGACAAAAAAUGGAAAUUUUGGAUAUGGUUUUUCAAACGAUCCUCAAAAUAAUUUAAAUAUUCCUGGAGGUGGAGGAGGUCUUUUUGGUGGAGCUACUACUGCAGGAGGUUCUGGUUUUGUUUAUUCUUCUUCUAAAACUGAUUCUAUAGAUGAUCUCCCUUCAUCAAUAACCGUCGAAAACGGAAUGCUUGGAUUUUCAAAUAACGCUGACCAUGGUUAUGCAAUUAUCACUUCUUUAUCAUCUUCAUCCUCAUCUUCAUCCAGUUCGCCAUCAUCAGGCGAAUGCAAUUGUAUUGUAAAAUGCCAAUGCUCACGUUCAUCAAUUUUUCGAACAUUCCACUUCACUCUUUAUUCUCUUGGGUUUUCAGUAAAAUAA
Messenger RNA from Trichomonas vaginalis G3, 615 nucleotides. RefSeq names its product glycine-rich protein family. The coding region runs from base 1 to 615 and encodes 204 amino acids. The record is from RefSeq and is a predicted model, not a curated record. Lineage: Eukaryota; Parabasalia; Trichomonadida; Trichomonadidae. The transcript has a single exon.